CCUAAUUUUCUUCCUUUCUCAACAUUCCAGUGCCAGAACCAACCAAAAAGGCAAAAAAAACACCACAGAUGACAAGAAAAAAGAAUUGAGAUUACUCAUACUCAACCUGAAAAAAAUAAAAUGUUCAAAACAACCACGGCCACUUUACUAGUCAUAGCCACCUCUUUCUCCUUUCUUCUCUUGUCUCCACCACCAAAAUCAUACUAUCAUUCCCUCUACAUAUCAGAUUCCCUCUCUGACAAUGCUUCGGUGUCCCACCACCUCUAUACCCUCACCCGCCUUCCCCAUGUUGCCGGCUCUCAGGCCAACGCAGAGGCUGCCGCUUAUGUUCUAUCAAUAUUCACCUCUUGCAACAUCCAAUCGCACAUUAAUUCCUACGAUGUAUUGCUAACUUACCCAGCUUCACGUUCACUGACAUUAACAAGAUCCCCGGACCCACCAAUAAACUUUGAUCUCCGUCAAGAAAUCUACGAUGGUGAUCCAUAUGUAGAUGUGGCUGAUGAAGUUCUUCCUACGUUUCAUGCCUAUGCAAAGUCAGGAACGGUUACUGGACCAGUGGUGUAUGUGAACUACGGCCGCGUGGAGGACUAUGCAUCACUAAAAGAAGUGGGAGUGAACGUUACGGGGACUCUGGUAUUGGCACGCUAUGGGCAAAUUUACAGAGGGGAUAUUGUUCAGAAUGCGUUCCAGGCUGGUGCAAUAGGAGCUCUGGUGUACACUGAUAGGAAGGAUUAUGGCGGUGGGGGUGGGGGUGCCAGGUGGUUUCCAGAUGACGAGUGGAUGCCACCAAGUGGGGUUCAAGUAGGGACGGUCUAUAAUGGUUAUGGAGACCCUACAACACCAGGAUGGGCGAGCUCGGAUGGAUGUGAAAGGCUAUCGUUGGAAGAGGUAGAGAAGGGAGGGGAUGUGCCACUGAUCCCUUCUUUGCCGAUAUCAGCAGAAGAUGGGGAAACAAUUUUAAGGUCUAUUGGUGGGGAAGUGGCUAGAGAAGAUUGGCAGGGAAGUGAGGAUGCUCCUACUUACAGGGUUGGACCAGGACCCGGGAUUGUGAAUCUUAGUUAUACGGGGAGGCAAGUGAUAGAAACUAUUCAGAAUGUCAUUGGUGUGAUUGAAGGAUCAGAGGAGCCAGAUAGGUUUGUCGUUUUGGGUAACCAUCGAGAUGCAUGGACAUUUGGAGCUGUUGAUCCCAACAGCGGUACUGCAGCACUACUAGAGGUUGCCGAGAGACUGGGUAAACUGCAGAAGAGUGGGUGGAAACCUCGACGAACAAUCAUCUUGUGCAAUUGGGAUGCUGAGGAGUAUGGCCUGAUAGGAUCAACAGAGUGGGUAGAAGAAAACAAGGAAAUGCUGGCCUCAAGGGCUAUUGCUUACUUGAAUGUUGACAGUGCAGUCUAUGGAGCAGGAUUUUAUGCCUCUGCAACUCCACAGCUUGAUGAACUAAUAAAACAAGCUACUCAACAGGUAUAUCUCCAAAGCACUAGAAUAUGCUAGCAAUAGCAACUGACAGCAAUAAGAACAGCUAAGAGCAUCAGAAGGAACAAACAAUAAACAUUUAGCGGACAC
Messenger RNA from Rubroshorea leprosula, 1563 nucleotides. The record is from the annotation of a GenBank genome assembly. Lineage: Eukaryota; Viridiplantae; Streptophyta; Magnoliopsida; Malvales; Dipterocarpaceae.